UAUCAGAAUUACUUCCACUCUUACAAGGAAAUCCUCCACGAGGACUUCUGCAUGUACGGCAAAAUCGAUGGUCUCCUGGACUCGCUCACGAAACUUACCGGCGUGAAGAAUUGGACGAAUGUCUUGGCAGAAACAGAAGAGGUUACUCGAUCCGUGGAACCACUUCUCCAGCAAUACGACCGAAGCAAAACCCUCCAGUUAUGCGAGAUCACCGAAGCCGAAGCCUUGGCCAUGUUCAAGCUCUACUACGACAGCACGUUCGUCUGCCAGUACGCCAAGGCAAGCGCACCUUUUGGUUGCGAGUCUUCAACCCAGCUUCCCAUCAGCCAGUGCUUCUCCCUGGCGUACGCCAACUCCCUUUUGCUGUACACCGUGUUCAGCGCGAUGUGCGUCAAGAUUUUCUUCGCCGCCAAGAAGGAGGAACCCGAGGAAACCGCCGCAAAGGGAACCGUCAACAACGAGCGCAUGUUCCAGGAGAACAAAGUGUGAAGUCGACGAGCUGGACAUGGACCACCUCGCAUGCAACAACAACAACAACAACAAUCUCCGCAUCGCUUACCCGCACACGCCGUGAACUCGAAAAGUUCACGCGCGGAGCCGGAGACGGAGCGACGCCGUCUUUUCAACAAUAAUCGUUACCGCGUGUAAUGUCACAUACCCUGCUUUGACAUAUCGAACGCG
Molecule: messenger RNA, 681 nt
Organism: Micromonas commoda
Lineage: Eukaryota; Viridiplantae; Chlorophyta; Mamiellophyceae; Mamiellales; Mamiellaceae
Exons: 1
Coding region: 52-489 (145 amino acids)
Source: RefSeq, a predicted model, not a curated record